This is a messenger RNA of Letharia columbiana, 948 nucleotides long. RefSeq lists its product as uncharacterized. NCBI's taxonomy places the organism in Eukaryota, Fungi, Ascomycota, Lecanoromycetes, Lecanorales, Parmeliaceae. The record is from RefSeq and is a predicted model, not a curated record. Bases 1 to 948 code for a protein of 315 amino acids. The transcript has a single exon.
AUGAAUUCCGACUUAAACCCACCUACAUCGACACCAAGAUACUUCUUCCUUCCUUCCUUCCUUCCUCCCUACAGCAAACGUACGACCUCUUCACUGAGCAUGUCGACCACACACCAUAGUGAGCCUGCUACAAUGGCGACGGGAACAGCCCCGAAACGACUCCGAUUCGACCUCUUCACUGAGCAUGUCGACAACACACAUAGUGAAGCCUGCUACCAAAUGGCAUUCAACACAUUCAAUUCUUUCCCUACUUCCCUACCAAACCUACGAAUCGACAAAAGGAUGGAAUGGAGGAUAGACUUGAUGGCAAGAGCAUGGGAGACACAGGGCAAAUCUACAGUGAAGCUCCCAGGCCAGGCUGCCAACAGGUGUUGGAGGAUAACAUGCAUGCGUUGGAUUUUCUUCAAUUCUACGGAAGGACUAUGGCAAGAAGACUGGGCAAGGAGAAGAAUUCGGAGAAUCUUGCUGGCACGCAGGCAAGAUGUGGACUAUAUCUCCGGGAUCUCUGAAGGACAAUGCAGGCAUGGCACAGUCAAGACCAGCAUGCGAUCCGGCAAAACCUCGGACAUGGUGUUUUUGAACGAAUUGAAACCAUCCGAUGUUCUUCAGAAAAUCGCUCUCCGGUCGAAACCUACACGGACUAUGGAUGUUUGGAGAUAUAAGGCAAGCAAUGGGCGUGCAUCUCCGGUCUACCAGCCAUGGGGGCCAUGGCUAUUGAGAGGGGGGGGUAGUGUUACGAGCGUACCCUUGACACACCACUCAGCCCUAUGGCUAGCGGGCCUUGGCGGAGGCAUCCCCUACUAUAUCAUGCCUCCUUCCCACCUACAUAGUUCGGUAGCCUUAUUAUCCUCGUUCUACCUCACCCAUACUGGUAUCGCACCUAUGCUGGUCCUGACAUUCUCUUCAUACUACAAUAUAGAGUUAUCACACACAUCAUUGAGUUUCUAA